UCCUUUCUCUUCACAUGCAUUUAUUUCCCGUCCCUUUUAAACAAAAAGAACUUUGAACUAGUGCUCCUCUUUCGUCUAAACUUUAAACUAUUCCCUCUUGUUUUGUUUUCUUCUUUUAGUUUAACCGGCCUCUUCAAAUCUCAAGCAUAUCUUUUAACCUUUUGCAUUUCAACCUGCUUUAUAUUAUAUAUCAUCUCCCCUUGAAGAAGCAAGCUUGUCUAGCUAAGACAAAACCACCCAUAGAAACAGAAAAAAAUGGGAGUGGCAGGAACUCUGGAAUACUUGUCUGAUUUACUAAGCAGAGCCAGAAAAGGCAAGAAGAAGAAGCAAAUACAAACUGUAGCUCUCAAAGUCAGGAUGGACUGUGAAGGCUGUGAGCGUAAGGUCAAGAAAGUACUCUCUGGGGUGAAAGGGGCUAAAUCUGUGGACGUGGACAUGAAACAGCAGAAGGUGACGGUGACGGGUUACGUUGAGGCAAAGAAGGUGUUGAAGGCGGCUCAGUCAACGAGGAAAAAGGUGGAGAUGUGGCCUUAUGUUCCAUACACACUGGUGGCUCAUCCUUAUGUUUCUCAGGCAUAUGACAAGAAGGCACCGCCUAAUAUGGUCAGGAGCGUUCCCAACACUGCCACGAUUAAGGAGACCACCGUGGAUGACGGCUACACCACUAUGUUCAGUGAUGACAACCCAAACGCCUGCUCAAUCAUGUAGAUCGAGCACGUACGUAAUAUUACAAAAUCUUUAGAAAAAGCAAUGAUUGUAAAGAAAAUAUAUAGUAGGCUAGCUAAUUUGUGUUUAAUUAAUUUGUAAUUUAUUAAUAGGAGGGUUUGAUCAUAAUAUAUGCUAGCAAUAUUUCUUUUUCUGAUUGAA
Messenger RNA from Alnus glutinosa, 867 nucleotides. Its product is annotated as heavy metal-associated isoprenylated plant protein 24. Bases 256 to 708 code for a protein of 150 amino acids. NCBI's taxonomy places the organism in Eukaryota, Viridiplantae, Streptophyta, Magnoliopsida, Fagales, Betulaceae. The transcript is spliced from 2 exons. The record is from RefSeq and is a predicted model, not a curated record. Gene Ontology annotation, molecular function: metal ion binding.